Daldinia vernicosa is the source of this 1232-nucleotide messenger RNA. RefSeq names its product DUF862-domain-containing protein. NCBI's taxonomy places the organism in Eukaryota, Fungi, Ascomycota, Sordariomycetes, Xylariales, Hypoxylaceae. The transcript is spliced from 2 exons. The record is from RefSeq and is a predicted model, not a curated record. Gene Ontology annotation, biological process: protein deubiquitination. Bases 320 to 1096 code for a protein of 258 amino acids. Gene Ontology annotation, molecular function: deubiquitinase activity.
GUAUGAAACUGUAUUGUCUUUCGUAGUUGCCUCAAGGUAACGUAAUCUGCCUUGCGUCGACUCUUCCGACUUUACCUAUUCAUGGCCUUUUCUCUUAUGAUUCACGAUGAUUCUCCGAACCUCCGUCAUAGAGUAACACAAUCAACAACAUAGCGAUAUUCUCGUCUCGUCUAGUAUUUUUCCGUAAUUACAGCAUACAUCAAAUCGUCUUGGAUGUAAAUGAUCCUCCCCCGCCGCAUUGGGAAUACCUCCUCUCCAUACUAGGCGUAGCCGUACUUCCGCUUAUCCUCUCACAUCGUAACUCGAACUAAACGCAAAGAUGUCCUCCAAAAAGUCAACCUCCAGCAGGACAUCAAGACAAUCCCAUCGAUCAACACUGUCGCUAUCAAGAACCGAAAUUGUGAUCAAUGUCUAUGAUCUGUUACCUCCUAGCCGUCUCUCUUCCGUCCUUUGGACAGUUGGUGCCUCGUUACUACAUUCAGGCGUCGUGAUAAACGGGAAAGAGUAUGCUUACGGUGGUCAUGAUCGACCUGGGUUGACGGGUGUGUAUUGGACACCACCCAAGACAGAACCACCUGGAGGUACUUUUAAGACCGAAAUUCUACACGGUUUCUCGUUUGCGACUCAGGCCGAAAUUGACACCAUUAUUCGCCAUGUCUCCGACGAAUUUCAAGGUGCAUCCUAUAAUCUACUCACCCGAAACUGCAAUCACUUUACCAGCUACCUCUGCAAGAAGCUUACUGGUAGGCCUGGCCCCGGAUGGCUUAAUCGCGCUGCAACCAUUGGCGUUGCUUUUCCGUGUAUCGUCCCUCGAGACUGGAUCGAACCGCCUGAUUUCGAGACGGCAGAUGGUGCGCUGCUAGACGAAGAGGGUCUCAACGACCAUGAGAGAACCAGGAUGCUUAGGGACGAUAGUUCUAGGAUACUAGCAAUACAAGAGAGCGAUGACGACGAAGAGCUCUCGAGCCGGGCCAGCGAGGAAGCACGCCAUUAUGAUAGGAGUGGUAAAGGAAAAAGUCGAGCUAAGGACACAAGCGGACGAACAUUACCACCUGCUGAGAGAGCACCUUCGUCUGGUAGACCAAGUAUGUCUUAGGUGGAGAGACGAUUUGAUAACACUGGAUUACACUGUCUGCAUUAAGAGGCGUUGGCAACGAGUAUGAUAGCAAUUUGGCUGGGUGGCGUUACAUGAGGUUUGAUUGAUACCAAAGGCAUGCUCCGUCGUUAUGUAA